This is a messenger RNA of Paramecium sonneborni, 1064 nucleotides long. Lineage: Eukaryota; Ciliophora; Oligohymenophorea; Peniculida; Parameciidae. The record is from the annotation of a GenBank genome assembly.
UUUCAAAUUAUAAUAUUUUAUAAAAAGUUAUGGAUUACGACAGCAAUGGCUAUCUAGGGAUGAGAGAUCUUAAAAUAUCUGAACCAAUUUCUCAUCAGAAGAUAGGAUACCUUGAAAUUCUAAUCCAUUGGAUCAUUAUGGUUUGUUAUUAAUAUCAUUUUAGAUUUCUGAGAAAAAUAAUCUCAACACUAAAACCAUAGAAUUAGCUUCAAUACUAAUAAAAAUUUAUAUUUCUAAAAACCAGAUUCAAUAAGAUAGUUUAUAACUUGUAGGAAUAGCCUCUUUAAUGAUUGCAGUUAAAGUAAGCUAUUUUUAAUAUCUUAAUUAAGUUUAAUGAAUGCCAAACCUAAAUUAAUAUGAAUAUAGAUGAUUGUGCAUCAUAAUGUAACUUUGAAUUUAGUUCUACACAAAUUUUAGAGAUGGAAAUGAGUAUUUUAUCACUUGUGGAAUACGAUGUAAAUAUCACAACAAUAACUGAUUAUUACAAUGGACAAACUGUUCAUUCUGACCUUAUUUUAUUUGUUACUCUUGAUUCAGAUUUCCUUUACUAUAAAAAAUAUGAAUUAUUUGAGGCUAUAGAAAAUUUUUAUUCUAAAGAUACAUAAAGCAUUCCAAUAAAAAUUUAAAAUGUAAAUAUUCAACCAAAAAGUAGGUUAUAAAUAAAAUAAAUUAGAAAAUAAACAAUUUAACAAAAAAAGAAAGGAGUGAAAAUUAAAAAAUAUUAAGAAAAAAAAUAUAUAAAAGAAAAAUUAGAAACGCACGAUAAUAAAAAAUUUCAAAUAUUUUGCAGUGAAAAUAUGAUUUCAAUUACAAUUUAUGAUUAAAUUUACCUUAUUGGUGAAGUACAUUUAAACUAUUUGAUCUUCUUUAAUUUUUUCAAACUAAUAUAUUUGUUAGGUAAUCUAAUUAUUCAAAUUUUGAAAUUUUGGAGGUAAACUUUAAGUUCUUUACAAUCUUUAAAUUUAUCUUAAACUGAAAUAUGUUUUAGAUCAUAGAAAUAUAUUAUAUAAAAAAAUUAUAUUAUAGUAAUCUUUUAUUUUUAGUAAUUCUAUAGUAAUAAAUGA